Molecule: messenger RNA, 1942 nt
Organism: Scatophagus argus
Lineage: Eukaryota; Metazoa; Chordata; Actinopteri; Scatophagidae
Gene: hoxb1b
Product: homeobox B1b
Exons: 2
Coding region: 558-1427 (289 amino acids)
Biological process (GO): regulation of transcription by RNA polymerase II
Cellular component (GO): nucleus
Molecular function (GO): DNA-binding transcription factor activity, RNA polymerase II-specific; RNA polymerase II cis-regulatory region sequence-specific DNA binding
Source: RefSeq, a predicted model, not a curated record
ACAUUAAUACCCAGAUUUUAAUGUUUAUUAUUCAUGCUUGUGUUCACCUUCAGUGGGAUUCAUGGUUGUUCAAAAAAUAAUUUAUCAGUCCAUAUGUAAUAACUUUUAGCAUAAAAACAAACAACAAAAUACAUCAUUUGUGCCCCGUUUUCACUUCUUUGGAAGUCAUAAUACUUCUGAUACUAAACCCAUAUUAUUAUUAUGUGUUAUCGUUUAUGAUCUUAACAUUUUGUCAUCCCGCGCUCCUCUAACGCCGUCGCCUGAAAAUGUGUGCCCAUGUUUGUGUUCUUAUCAGCUGGAUGAGCGAGUUUGAUUGAAGCAUUUGUCAUGUAAAUGCGAGCCGUUUGAUGGACGAGCCCGCAGACUUGACAGAGUGCUGUAGGUCCUUUGCCAUUGGCGUUUGUCGGGUCACAUGGUGUGUCAGGAAGGUGAUAUGAGGGUGGAAGGCAGUUUUACAGCUUUGACAUACUACCUAGAAGGUCAGGGCAAAGGGAGCACCGAUUAAUGACUGCUCUGUCUUGAUCAAGCUCUGAACAAACAAUAGGCCCGGGUCCAGGAUGAAUUCCUACUUAGACUACCCCGUGUGCAACCGGGGAGCAAAUAUCUUCAGUCCCAAGGCCGGAUACCACAAUCUGAACCAUGGAUACAUGUCGAGCAACUCGUGCGCAACAAGUGAUAGUUACGCACCGGACGGGCGCUUAGUUGCAGCAACGUCUGCGCCACACCAGAGCCCGAGCCUCCCUCUGCACCACCAGACACACGUCAACCUCGACCUGCAAUUUGCAACAGCGGGUAACUCCAUGUAUGGGUCGCCUCUGGAGUACGGACAUCACCAGUACGGCCUCGCACCCGAACAGGACCGGAGCUACAUUCACGCACAAGUUUCACCGCUGGGAACAAACAUGGCUCCCUACACCGGGGACAGCUGUGGGCCUGCAGUUGCCACCGGCAGUCAAUAUCUACAUUUUGGCAACGGAGACCAGAGGCUGCAAGAAUAUUCAGACAGUGUUUACGCCAGGUUACCGCCCCAAAGUAAGAGGGAGGAUUUGGACCACGUGGAGGAAACGUCUAAAACAUUCGACUGGAUGAAAGUGAAGAGGAACCCCCCGAAAACAGCUGUCCUGUCGGAGUUCGGGGUUCCCGGCCAGCACAACGUGAUCCGAACCAACUUCACCACCAAGCAGCUGACCGAGCUGGAGAAAGAGUUCCACUUCAACAAGUACCUGACGCGGGCACGGAGGGUGGAGGUCGCAGCCAGUCUGGAGCUCAACGAGACGCAGGUGAAAAUCUGGUUUCAGAACCGCAGGAUGAAGCAGAAGAAACGCGAGAAACUGGGCUGCGUUUUGGUCAACAGUGCGGGCCCCGUGGAAAAACUCGCCGGCCCUGACACCCCUCCAAAGGCGAAGGGGAAGGACUGUGAACCAUAACGAAAGAACAAAUAUGACUGUGGAGGCUUGCGCAGUCCUCACUUCUUCCCCUCAGUCGCACCAUUCCAGAAAAACUGUGAAAAAUGCACGCAGACUUGUGCAGUGCAUACAGAGCUUGAGCUGACGGUGCGUUCAUUUCUGCAUCGGAUGCCGAGAAACUUGUAAAAAUGUUAAAAGUUAUUUUUUCAUCCGUUCUUUGUUUGAAAGCUGCCUGUCAUAAGCCCGUGCUAUGUUUUCUGUUGCACUGAAGUUCUCAGUGUCAGUGUUUGCACUAUUUAUUUACAGGGUAUUUUCCAACAAUUGUUGUGAUGAUUUAGCUUGAUAAAGUCUAUAAAAUGGAGACAAAAAGUUUUGUGUUUGCUGUUAAUUGCAAAAAGAAAACAUUUAGGUUGUAACAAGGCUGAUAAUCCCUUUUAAGUUCAAUCAAAUUUUUACUUUCAUACAAAAUUUGCUCCCUUUGAAAUCAUUUCCUUCUAUUUCUUUAAAAAAAUAUAUGUAUAUAAUAAAUUGUUCUA